UUCACGGGGGGGCUUCCGCAACGCCUCUUCCUCCAUCUCGCGAACACUGUAGAACUGGCUCAAGCGCGCAGACCCACCUCCCGUGCUCCCGUGGCGGCGGUGGUGAUGGGCGGGCGAGGACCAGGCGAAGGGGUGGAAUGUGGGGAGCCAGCGGUUCACAGAGAAAUCAGCCUCCCUGGCCAUGUCGGUGUUAAGGCCUGUCUCAUCUCCUGAGCCCCAGCAGAACACAAGUGGACUAGUGGAUGAUUUCUCUUGCCUGAGCGAGAGACAGCGUAAUAGCUGGAAUCUGGCUACCCCUCCUAGCCUCUGAGCUUUAGAAGCCAGCUGGAUGAAGGGAUGUAACAGACGCCUGGGAGGGACACUGAAGUCAGCAGUGGGGGGGGGAGGGGCUUGGACACACCCCUUCCCCCCCAGACUCCUCCCCGUCAGGAUCCACUCGGCCAUGGACUUUGGACCUGGAUAAGUGGAGAGAAGCUGUACUUUGGUGGAUCUGAUUCUCAGUUUUGGAAAUGGAGUAUUAGUUGGGGGGCGGGAGGUUGAUUCUCUCCAAGGGAGCAACUGAGAGAAGAAAAGAAAGGUACAUGGCUUCUUCCUACUCUCACCUUAGAAGAAUAAACCCUUAGACUGUGGGGAAUUGAGCCAGGCACGCCAAAGGCAGCCUUGAGGCCUCCCCUUGCCUGCCCUCCCCUGUGGGGGCCAGGAUGCUGAAGAAGCAGUCUGCAGGGCUUGUGCUUUGGGGUGCUAUCAUCUUUGUGGGCUGGAAUGCCCUGCUGCUUCUCUUCUUCUGGACACGCCCAGCACCUGGCCGGCCACCCUCAGACGGAGCUCUUGAUGACGACCCCGCCAGCCUCACCCGUGAGGUAAUCCGCCUGGCCGAGGACGCGGAGGUGGAGUUGGAGCGGCAGCGGGGACUGUUGCAACAAAUCCGGGAGCACCAUGCGUUGUGGAACCAGAAGUGGAGAGUGCCCACCGUGGCCCCUCCAGCCUGGCCCCGUGUGCCUGUGACCCCCUCACCAGCCGUGAUCCCCAUUCUGGUCAUUGCCUGUGACCGCAGCACUGUCCGACGCUGCUUGGAUAAAUUGUUGCACUAUCGGCCCUCAGCCGAGCAUUUCCCCAUCAUCGUCAGCCAGGACUGUGGACACGAAGAGACGGCACAGGUCAUCGCUUCCUACGGCAGCACAGUCACACACAUCCGGCAGCCAGACCUGAGUAACAUCGCUGUGCAGCCAGAUCACCGCAAGUUCCAGGGUUACUACAAGAUCGCCAGGCACUACCGCUGGGCGCUGGGCCAGGUGUUCAACAAGUUCAAGUUCCCGGCCGCCGUGGUGGUGGAGGAUGACCUGGAGGUGGCGCCAGACUUCUUUGAGUACUUCCAGGCCACCUACCCGCUGCUGCGGGCAGACCCCUCCCUGUGGUGCGUGUCCGCGUGGAACGACAACGGCAAGGAGCAGAUGGUGGACCCGAGCAAGCCUGAGCUGCUCUACCGGACAGACUUCUUCCCUGGCCUCGGGUGGCUGCUGUUGGCUGAUCUGUGGGCCGAGCUGGAGCCCAAAUGGCCCAAGGCCUUCUGGGACGACUGGAUGCGCAGACCUGAGCAGCGGAAGGGGCGGGCCUGUAUUCGUCCAGAAAUCUCGAGAACGAUGACCUUUGGCCGAAAGGGGGUGAGCCAUGGGCAGUUCUUUGACCAGCAUCUUAAAUUCAUCAAGCUGAACCAGCAGUUCGUGCCCUUCACCCAGUUGGACUUGUCGUACCUGCAGCGGGAGGCCUAUGACCGGGAUUUCCUUGCCCGAGUCUACGGUGCCCCCCAGCUACAGGUGGAAAAAGUGAGGACCAAUGAGCGAAAGGACCUGGGGGAGGUGCGGGUCCAGUAUACGAGCAGAGACAGCUUCAAGGCCUUUGCCAAGGCCCUGGGUGUCAUGGACGACCUCAAGUCUGGUGUCCCCAGGGCUGGCUACCGUGGCAUUGUCACUUUCCAGUUCCGGGGCCGACGUGUCCAUCUGGCACCCCCAGAGACCUGGGAUGGCUAUGACCCUAGCUGGAAUUAGCGCCUGCCUUUCUCUGCGGGGUCUCCCUGCCAUAUCGUGAGCUGAGACAGGCCUGCAGCUUCCGGGCUACACCAUCCUGUCCAUGUGUCCCUUUUGGGUCUCUCUAUCUUCAUUUUCCUUCCCCCCACCCCUGUGGCAUUCUAGUGCACAGAUCAUAAUCUGAGGGUGAUACUCCUGUUGUCAAGGGAGUCAGAUCAGGGGAAGUAUUAUGUGGUCUGUUUCGGGGGUAUUGAACAAGAAACCACUGUGUGGUUUGGGAAGGGUUGGGCUUGUUGGAGCCAGGCUUACAGUGUCCUGGGUUCUCUCUAAGGGCAUCUGCAGAGAGCUUGGCAUCUCCAGCUCUCCUGACCAGGCCUGCUGACCCUGUCAGUACAUGAGCCCACCUUAUGUACCCAUCCCCCCUUUUUCCACCUUCCCCUAGUUGGGGCUGGAUUAUGGAAGAAGGAAUGGAUUUGUGGCCAAAUGAGACUAACCAAAGGGAUUUCACUGUCAGGGUCAGAUUGGAGUGUUGGGUGGCCAGGGACCACUGCCUCCUGGCUUCUCUUACUGCUGACUUUCCCAGUGCUCUUCUUUUCCUGCAGCAUAGCAGUUUGUGGUUGUGAGGUGGAAAGUGGAAAAGGAAAAGUAAGACUUCUGUGUUGGAGCCAGUUGUCAGGGAAGAUGUAGGAGGAAGCCUGUACUUGGGCACCCCCUCUUGCCCGUGCCCCCCUCCACCUUUCUGAAAGUCCAUUGCCUCCACAUUCUUUAGGAGGAUUCAGUGCCAGCCUGGUGAAAGACAGUGAACUCCGUGCCUCUUUUCCCCUGGGGUUUGGUGUAGAGGCUCCUCCCUGAGGGCUUGCUCCUGGUGGCCGUCUCAAAGCAAAGACACGAGUAGCUGAGACCAGGACAUCUCUGGCCCUGAGCCAGCUACUGUCCUCUGCCUUCCUAAGCAUUCCCACAUCUUCCCAGGCUAAGAUGCAGGUUGGAGAGAAAUAAAGUGUGUUUUUGUUUGUUGCCUGACCUUAGUUUCAUGGAAGAAAAUGGAAUCUACAGAAUUAUUUUCAAAAAUAAAGUAAAGGCUGAAUUGUCUGAAAAA
Meriones unguiculatus (Mongolian gerbil) is the source of this 3120-nucleotide messenger RNA. It is a transcript of the gene Mgat1, whose product is annotated as alpha-1,3-mannosyl-glycoprotein 2-beta-N-acetylglucosaminyltransferase. The record is from RefSeq and is a predicted model, not a curated record. Gene Ontology annotation, biological process: protein N-linked glycosylation. Lineage: Eukaryota; Metazoa; Chordata; Mammalia; Rodentia; Muridae. Gene Ontology annotation, molecular function: alpha-1,3-mannosylglycoprotein 2-beta-N-acetylglucosaminyltransferase activity. The transcript has 3 exons. The coding region runs from base 702 to 2045 and encodes 447 amino acids. Gene Ontology annotation, cellular component: Golgi apparatus.